Molecule: messenger RNA, 1537 nt
Organism: Fomitiporia mediterranea MF3/22
Lineage: Eukaryota; Fungi; Basidiomycota; Agaricomycetes; Hymenochaetales; Hymenochaetaceae
Exons: 6
Coding region: 377-1537 (386 amino acids)
Cellular component (GO): mitochondrion
Source: RefSeq, a predicted model, not a curated record
CAGGUGCAAGGGAAAGCACCCAGCAGGUCGUGUGAGAUGUACUGCCAUUCCUGCUUCGUCUUCCUGUUUUCCGCGCGUAACUCCGUCAGCGAAAAUACAUUAUGAUUCUGCAAGGGAUCAAGAGGAUGAAUCUCGGAAAACCGUGCUGAAGUGUAUCUCAUCUCGAUGGCGAACACUUCCAGUGCAGAGCGCGCACAGACCAGAUGUCUUCCAUUCACGGAGGAUAGGACACUCGAGGACGUAUACCACAGAUGCAAAGCAAGGAGAUAGCAGCUCUCAGCCUUCACCAAACGAAGCAAACUCGUUAUUCAACACCUCCCAAUCCGCCUGGGACCACGUCUUCGAAAACAUCGAGGACCAACCCGCUCUCUCAGACAUGCCAACCCACCCCCGUCCUCGUUCAUCAGGCUACACCUCCCCAAUAAUGACAAAGGCACGUUCGCAAACAAUGACAGCACGCGAACUCGACGCGUUCAAUAGUAUGUUCAACAUGAUCUUCGCUGCCGGACCUGAUGCGCAGCGACCGCGGACUGCUGUAGAUCGACGUGCAGAUAGGGUAGGGAAGCUUGAUCCGCUAAUCGGUAGACUGCGUCGCGUAUCGCGCAAGUUCAGGUGGUCACCCGCAGAAGACGCAGAACUCGAACGUAAACAAGGUCAAUUGGAACUAUGCGAGACGGACCAACAAUUACUCGAAUGGGCUGCGCGAGAGGUGUUCGACGACGUAAAGCACCACUCAAGAAGUCAUAACCCUGUCUACUCCCCUCUCCCCGUCCAACCACCAGCCUACCCCCACCUCCUCGCCUCACUCAUCCAUACCUUCCGGAACAAAUUCAACGACCCCCACCUCGCACUCUCCAUCUUCAACCACGCACGUACCCGCUCCAUCGCAUCCUACGUCUUCGGCUGUACCGCACCAGCCUACAACGAACUCCUCCGUACCCGUUGGUCCGCUUUCAAGGACUUACGAGGCGUCGCAGACGCUCUCGAAGAAAUGCGCGUGAAUGGUGUGAAACCGGAUGCUAAGACCCGAGAAAUUGUUGAAGAACUCCGGAGAGAAGUCGGCGCGAGGACGAUUUGGCAGGAAGAAAGGAAUAUCGGGACAGGUGAAGUCCUUGAACUGGUUAACAGGAUCGAGUCACUCGUCCGCGAACCAGUACAAAACGACGAUCCCAACAACAACAACACCAACAACAACCCUAACCACCCCAACCGACAACAUCAGCAACGUCAAAAGAAGACAUGGCAAGACGCAGUCGCAAAGAAGAAACAGAAUCAACAAAAGGGAAAGAAGUUUCGUUGGAGGACGUCAGACGCCGAGAGUUGGAAAUCGGGCGCAGACGGAGAUUCCGGGGAUGCCUAUGAGUUUGGUGAUUGGAAGGCUUUCGAUAGGGCGUCUUCCUCGAGACAGUGGAACUCUUCUUCUUCUUCUUCUUCUUCAUCGAACUAUCGUAAACCCUAUCGUGACGACAACCAACGAUCAUCGUCGUCGUCAUUUUCUCCUUCGCGCUCGGAGUCUAAUAAGCUUGAGUUCGAAUAG